UUUUAAUUUGAGAGGUUGACAUUGACAACAGCAACAAACACAGAUUUCGAACUGUAGAAACACAAAAACAUAGGAAAACACAUUCAUUCUCGUUCUUCUACCUUCCAAACAUGGUUGCAUUCUCCAUCUUCGUUUUCUUCUCCUUAAUCCUCUUUCUUCAACCUUCUUCUUCUUCUUCUCUUUCUAUCUCCAAUAACCCCAAUUUCGACUCCGACAUUGACAUCUUCGGCGAUGCAAAGCUUCUCGCCGAUCACUCCGGUGGGUCCCACGUCAGACUCACCCACCAUUCUUCUCUCACCGCCGGUCUCCUCCUCCGUCAUAGCCCCGUCACGUUCACCAACCCCACUUCCUUCUCCAUCGAAUUCACAUUCUCCAUUACUCCCGAUCCCGGCGAUGGUCUUAUCGUUCUAAUCAUCCCCGGCGAUCUCUCAUCUGCAUUCCCAGGUAAUGGCUCCUACGGUCUUUCCCCUCCGACAAACAGUUACCUCGGUGUCGAAUUCGAUACCUCGAAGGACAAUGAUGUUGGUGAUGUGAACGCGAAUCAUGUCGGUAUCGACGUGGGAAGCCUCAUCUCCGUCGCUGUUGCGAAUGUCUCUGAAUCGAAUAUGGUUUUGAACAGUGGCGAAAAGUUGAAAGCUUGGGUUGAUUAUGAAGCUGGGUCGAAAAGAUUGGAAGUUAGGUUAAGCAAAUUGAAUGAACCGAAAUCUUUGAAUCCGAUUGUUUCGCAUGACAUUGAUUUGUUUAAGAUUUGGGGUAAUGAGCCUGUGUUUAUGGGUUUGAGUUCUUCGAAUGAUGCUAAUUCUGUUCAGGUUGUUCGUGUUUAUUCAUGGAAGGUUAGUUUGAAGAAAGUUUCAAAUUCAUUGCAUUCUGAACCUGUUAACCCUGAAGAACAUGGACAAGAACAUGAACAAGCCGUGAUUGAUGCGAAAAGAAAGUAUCGUCCUUUGACAUUUCUGGCUGGUUUGAUAUUUGGAUCUGUUUGUGUUGUGUUGGUGACAUUUGUGGUUUUGUUUAUGUGGGUGAUUUUCUUCCAUAAACGUGAAGAAGAGUCUCUAGCUAAAUUGCCUGAACACCCUUCUGAUGUAAGGUAUGAAAGGAUUGAUGUUGCUGUUGACAAGAAUGCUGAAGAUCACGAGGAACAACAUUAGAGGACUUGAUAUGGAAUUCUUUUGUUUGGUAGGAAAUUGUAAUGUUGUUGUUGUUGUUUUCUGUCUAUAUUUAAUUAAUGUGGGAGAUUCUUUUUUAGGAGAUUAUGAUAUUGUAGAUUCAUUGUAAACCAACUUUGUAAAAUACUUGUACUUCAUCAUGAUUGGGAACCACUUUUCGUUUCAUUCA
Lathyrus oleraceus (garden pea) is the source of this 1335-nucleotide messenger RNA. RefSeq names its product lectin-like protein At1g53070. The record is from RefSeq and is a predicted model, not a curated record. Gene Ontology annotation, molecular function: carbohydrate binding. The transcript has a single exon. Lineage: Eukaryota; Viridiplantae; Streptophyta; Magnoliopsida; Fabales; Fabaceae. Bases 111 to 1148 code for a protein of 345 amino acids.